Messenger RNA from Dermochelys coriacea (leatherback sea turtle), 4235 nucleotides. RefSeq names its product cyclic nucleotide gated channel subunit alpha 3 (gene CNGA3). Bases 32 to 2203 code for a protein of 723 amino acids. Gene Ontology annotation, biological process: monoatomic cation transmembrane transport; potassium ion transport. The record is from RefSeq and is a predicted model, not a curated record. NCBI's taxonomy places the organism in Eukaryota, Metazoa, Chordata, Testudines, Dermochelyidae. The transcript is spliced from 8 exons. Gene Ontology annotation, cellular component: plasma membrane; intracellular cyclic nucleotide activated cation channel complex. Gene Ontology annotation, molecular function: protein-containing complex binding; intracellularly cGMP-activated cation channel activity; cGMP binding.
GCUGUCAUUUGGAUGCUGAUAUGUAAGCAAAAUGGCUAAAAUCAACACCCAGCACUCCUACCCUGCUGUGCACAGGCUGUCUGUUAGGACCAUUGAUGAAGAAAUUGAAAGAAUUGAAAAUGGCUUUAGCAGGACCCAUUCACUGUGUGAGGACACUUCUUCAGAAUUGCAGAGAGUCAUUUCCAUGGAGACAAGAGGCCUCUCUGAAUCCCGCAGGAGCUUGUUCACAGGCACUGGAGCAAUGGCUAGGUUAUCCCAUUUCGUCUUAUCUCUGAGAUCAUGGGUGACACGACAUUUGCAUCAUGAAGACCAAAGGCCAGAUUCUUUCCUUGAGCGUAUCCGAGGGCCAGAGCUCAAAGAGGUGUCCAGUAGGGAAAGUAACACUCACUCCAAUUUGAGCAACUAUGAGCAGCCAGACAAAGUGAAAAGUCACUGGUCCCUGGCCAGAUUUAAUGUCAACAACAGCAACAACACCAAUGAAGACAAGAAUGAAGAAAAGAAAGAGGCUAAGGAGGAGAAAAAAGAAGAAAAAAAGGAGGAAAAGAAAGAGGAGAAAAAAGACAACAAAAAAGAGGAGAAGAAAAAGGAGAUCUUUGUGGUUGAUCCUUCAAGCAACCUGUACUAUAGGUGGCUGACCAUAAUCGCAAUCCCAGUAUUCUAUAACUGGUGUAUGCUAGUGUGCAGAGCCUGUUUUGAUGAGCUACAAACUAAGCAUAUUAUAUUAUGGCUGGUCUUGGACUAUAGCUCAGAUAUCAUCUACAUACUGGACAUACUCGUCAGAUUCAGGACAGGCUUUCUUGAACAAGGUUUACUAGUCCAAGAUGAAAAGAAAUUAAGACAACAUUAUACUACAACUGCACAAUUCAGAUUGGAUAUGCUCUCUCUGUUACCAACAGACCUGGCAUAUUUAAAACUUGGGUUUAAUUACCCUGAACUACGGUUUAACCGCUUGCUGAGGUUUGCCAGGCUAUUUGAGUUUUUUGACCGCACAGAAACUAGGACAAACUAUCCAAAUAUGUUUCGGAUUGGAAAUCUUGUCUUGUACAUUCUUAUCAUCAUCCACUGGAAUGCAUGUAUAUAUUUUGCAAUUUCAAAGCUUAUUGGGUUUGGAACUGACUCCUGGGUCUAUCCCAAUGUGACCCAUCCAGAAUAUGGACGUCUGUCCAGAAAGUAUAUUUACUCUUUGUAUUGGUCAACACUGACACUGACGACAAUCGGAGAAACUCCGCCUCCAGUGAAAGAUGAAGAGUAUCUCUUUGUGGUCAUUGACUUCUUGGUGGGUGUGCUGAUCUUUGCUACCAUUGUUGGUAAUGUAGGAUCUAUGAUUUCCAACAUGAAUGCCUCCAGGGCAGAGUUCCAGGCCAAAAUUGAUUCCAUAAAACAGUAUAUGCAUUUCCGAAAGGUGACAAAGGAUUUGGAGACCAGGGUCAUUAAAUGGUUUGAUUACCUCUGGACCAACAAGAAAACAGUAGAUGAGAAGGAAGUUCUUAAAAGCCUGCCUGACAAACUUAAGGCUGAAAUUGCUAUCAACGUCCAUCUGGACACGCUAAAGAAAGUGCGUAUCUUCCAGGAUUGUGAAGCUGGGCUUCUUAUUGAGCUGGUGCUGAAGCUGAGACCUACAGUCUUUAGUCCUGGAGAUUACAUAUGCAAAAAAGGGGAUAUUGGGAGAGAAAUGUACAUCAUUAAGGAGGGGAAGUUGGCUGUGGUGGCAGAUGAUGGCAUAACACAGUUUGUUGUCCUAAGUGAUGGCAGCUACUUUGGUGAAAUCAGCAUCUUAAACAUCAAAGGUAGCAAAUCUGGUAACAGGAGGACAGCCAACAUCAGGAGCAUUGGUUAUUCCGAUCUAUUCUGUUUGUCCAAAGAUGAUUUGAUGGAAGCCCUCACUGAAUAUCCUGAUGCCAAAAAGGCAUUGGAAGAGAAAGGGAGGCAAAUUCUGAUGAAGGACAAUUUAAUAGAUGAGGAGGCGGCAAAAGCAGGACCUGACCCUAAAGACUUGGAAGAAAAAGUGGAAAGACUUGAAAGCGCUCUGGACAAUCUACAGACUAGGUUUGCUAGGCUCAUGGCGGAAUACAACUCAACCCAACUGAGAGUAAAGCAGAGACUCACCAGAGUGGAAAACAAAGUGAAGAAAUAUGGAAGUGAUUCCUUAUCUGAUGGAGGGGAAGAGUGUAUAAAAACUGAGGAAGUGGAGAAAAAGAAUUAAUAGCUCAUUUAUAUUUUCUCAUUUAAUCUAGAAUAUUUCAGCAUUUAAAGCCAUAAAUAUAUAUAAAAACAUAUUGUAUAUGUGAAAACACUCACAUAUGAUUAUUUUUAUAUGGACUCCAAGAGAAUGGCUUUUAGAGUUUUUAAUUAAAGGAAUAUUUUCUUGUAAAUAGGAAAUUGUUACUUUUUAUCUUGUUUUUAGGAAGAGACUUUGGAUUGUUGUUUGUCUUUUUUUGUACUGAUGACAUGUUACUUACGAGUCAUGCACAGAUUAUCUUUAAUGUGGAAUGUAUAGAUCUUGACACAUUUAAUUGUUGUUUAUCUCUUUCCAUGCUCUUGUCGAAGGAAUCAUGUGUAAAGUAAUGGACUCUUCCAGAAAGAGGAGACAGAUCUGUAUUAAUAAUUAACUAUGCUAUGUCCACACCCUCUACCUUGGUAGCCUAGUAACCUACUAAAUACAUGUAGUAUAUCCAGACUACCCAAAAUCUAUAUUCUUUCACAGCAAUGUUAAGGAACCUAUAAGAAAGGCCUGUUUUAGCUAGGUAAUCCGUUUACAUGAUACAAAAUACCUAGGUACCUGAAUGCCACAGAUCUCGAAAUGAUUCCUUUCUACUGUGCUGUGGUCGUUGGAAAGUCCUUAUAGAGCAAUCAGUGGUGCUUAAUUUGCUCUCAGUGCAGUUCUACUAUGGUUUCUCCACUCCGCAACUGUUAUAUUAACUGUACUGCAUUAACUCAUUCCUAACCCCUUCCAUGCUGGGAUAAUCCUUGCAUGAAGGAAACCCCUAAGGGGUUGUCAGUCCUGGCACCAUUGCUCCAUUAAAGCUGAGAAGAGACAUAGCACGCUCCCCCGCAAAGCCUUCUGCUUUUAUAUAGAGGGCCUGUUCUCCAGCCCCUGGGAUUUCAUCUGGCUUUUAGGGCAGAACUGCUACCUAUAAUGCCUGGGGCCAACCCCUAUUGAAUCAUUUGAGGAAAAUUUUGUGAGGAGGAAGCAGAUUUUUCUGCUCUGAUCCUCCACCCAGAUCUCCAUCUGCAAGUAUUUCUGCACGGGAGGAAGAUCCUGGCUCCUAUUAGGAGGCCUUUCCUGAUAUUAAGCCUAAGUUUUCCUUCUCUUCAUUUUAUUUUAUUACUCCUGUUAUAACACCCCCCUUCUCCUCCUCCCCCCCGAGCCAGCCUAAAGAAUUCCUCUCCCUUCUUGGAAUUUACAGCUUUCGGAUAUCUGUUACCAUGGCACCACUUCAUCAGUACUGAGCUAAGCUAGACAAAAUUUACUCUUAUUUUUCCUCAAGACAGCCCCUUUAGGCCCCUAACCAUUCUGGUUGCUCUUCUCUGAACUUGCUCCCGGUUGUCACUUAUUGUUCUGGAAAAUUUCUGUCCUGAAUUGAAUGGAGCAUCCCAGGUGCAAUCACAUUAGCAGGCAAAAUUAUAUUGAGGAUUUUUACUGCCACAUCACUAGGGCCCUACCAAAUUCAUGGCCAUGAAAAAAUGCCUCAUGGACCAUGAAAUUUGGUUACUGUAGGGCUAGGGCGCUCCUACUAUGUCUGACCUCCAGCUGCUAGUGCCUGUGGGGCUGGGGAGGGAUGGGACUGCCUCUUCCCCUGCAGCAGCCACUCCCGGGGCCAGAUCAGACUCACCUCCAGGAACAUUCCCUGGCUGCAGGAAGCUCUGUGGCUCCUGGCUGGAAGCCCAGCUCUGAAGGCAGCGCAGACAUGGAGCUUCCUGCAGCCAGGGGACAGUGGUGCAUUAGCCAUUGAGCCUAUGGGGCCCAUGCCCAGGGACCCCAGAAAAAAAUCUGGGGCCAGGAUUUGGAAGCCCGGAGCCCUGGAUGCCGAGCGGGGGAAGCCCUCAUGCCCCAACCCCGCUCUGUGGCAGCAGCACCAGGGGGGCAGAUGGGGCAGUGGAAGGCCCCCACAGCGACCCUCGACCCCGUCAGAAGCCGUGGGACAGGGCAGGCCCCCUCCACCCCAGCAGUUCCCAACCCCAUCCCCAGCAGAAUCUGCAGGAUGGGGGAAGCCCCCCGACCCCCAAUGACAGUG